Messenger RNA from Schistocerca americana (American grasshopper), 871 nucleotides. Its product is annotated as trypsin-1-like. Bases 1 to 708 code for a protein of 235 amino acids. Gene Ontology annotation, molecular function: serine-type endopeptidase activity. The record is from RefSeq and is a predicted model, not a curated record. Gene Ontology annotation, biological process: proteolysis. The transcript is spliced from 6 exons. Lineage: Eukaryota; Metazoa; Arthropoda; Insecta; Orthoptera; Acrididae.
AUGGAAUGUCAUCUGAAGGGUGAGAUUCCUUAUCAAGCGUCGCUGCAAUACGUGCUACUCAUUUACCGGGUACACAACUGUGGCGGCUCCAUCAUCUCUAGCACUGCCAUCCUCACCGCAGGACACUGUUAUCAAGGCGUUGGAUACUACAUCGCUGUGGUUGGAGAGAACGACCUGAGCACCAGCGAGGGCAGCGAGCAGGAGAUCCGAGUCUCGGAGCAGAUCGUGCAUCCUGACUACCCAGGCGGAACCGUCGUAGCUCCAAGCGACAUCGCCGUCUUCAAGCUGCAAUCCCCACUCACUCUGGACGAUUACGUCCAAAUCAUCGGCUUGCCCAUCGCUGAUUCACUCCCUGAAGGAGGAUCUGCGGCGGUCAUGUCUGGCUGGGGUGCAACAGAGACGGCCACCACCCCUGAUAUUCUGCAGACUGUCAACGUCACCAUCAUCGACUACGAGACAUGCAGACAAAACAUAGAUGACCUUGAGUUUGGAGACAAUCCGCUUACAGAUACCAUGGUCUGCACAGGACCGCUAUUUGAUGGCAUCUCCGUCUGCAGUGGUGACUCAGGCGGACCCCUGGCGCAGAAUGGCAUUGUGAUCGGUGUGGGGUCCUGGGGGGUAGUUAGCCCGUCGUGCGGAUAUCCCGGCGCCCCUUCCGUCUUCACCAGAGUGUCUGCUUUCAUAGACUUUAUCAACCAAAAUCUGUGAACCCGCACCUCACAUGUAUAAAUGAUAUGUGGAGGGGCAGAUACAGCUUUAAUACAUUGCUUCCCACCAUCUGCAGUUCCGUUCAGUCGUCCUUCUCAGUUGAGAAAGUAAUGUAAAACUUGAAACAAGAGUGCUAAUAAAAUUACCAAUUACCAUUCUAGAA